This is a messenger RNA of Nicrophorus vespilloides, 1535 nucleotides long. RefSeq names its product tubulin beta-1 chain. Bases 133 to 1476 code for a protein of 447 amino acids. Gene Ontology annotation, cellular component: cytoplasm; microtubule. Gene Ontology annotation, molecular function: structural constituent of cytoskeleton; GTPase activity; GTP binding. The record is from RefSeq and is a predicted model, not a curated record. Gene Ontology annotation, biological process: microtubule cytoskeleton organization; mitotic cell cycle. The transcript has 2 exons. NCBI's taxonomy places the organism in Eukaryota, Metazoa, Arthropoda, Insecta, Coleoptera, Silphidae.
GCCAGCGGAAAGACGCAUUUCACAGAGCGAUCGACUGAGAGCAGCGUCGACACAAACAACAAAAACGAGGCAAGAAAAAAAGUUCAGUGUUUCAUAAAUACAGAGAGCUAGUUUUAUUACACAUCCAACAAUAUGAGGGAAAUCGUGCACAUCCAAGCCGGCCAAUGCGGUAACCAGAUUGGAGCCAAAUUCUGGGAAAUCAUCUCCGAUGAGCACGGCAUUGACCCGACCGGCGCUUACCACGGAGACUCCGACCUCCAAUUGGAGAGGAUCAACGUGUACUACAAUGAGGCCAGCGGUGGCAAGUACGUGCCGAGGGCCAUCCUCGUCGACUUGGAACCCGGCACCAUGGACUCCGUGAGGUCCGGCCCGUUCGGUCAGAUCUUCAGGCCGGACAACUUCGUCUUCGGACAAUCCGGAGCCGGUAACAACUGGGCCAAGGGACAUUACACAGAGGGCGCCGAACUCGUCGACUCCGUUCUGGACGUGGUGAGGAAGGAAGCGGAAUCGUGCGAUUGCCUUCAAGGAUUCCAGCUGACGCACUCUUUGGGCGGCGGCACCGGAUCCGGUAUGGGAACUCUGCUCAUCUCGAAGAUCAGGGAGGAAUACCCGGACAGGAUCAUGAACACCUACUCGGUCGUACCGUCGCCGAAGGUCUCAGACACCGUCGUCGAACCCUACAACGCCACGCUCUCAGUCCACCAGCUCGUCGAGAACACCGACGAGACCUACUGCAUCGAUAACGAGGCUCUCUACGACAUCUGCUUCAGGACAUUGAAACUCACCACACCGACCUACGGAGAUCUCAACCAUCUCGUCUCACUCACGAUGUCCGGAGUCACCACCUGCCUUCGUUUCCCCGGUCAGCUGAACGCUGAUCUGAGGAAGUUGGCCGUCAACAUGGUACCGUUCCCACGUCUUCACUUCUUCAUGCCCGGCUUCGCUCCUCUCACCUCCAGAGGAAGCCAACAGUACAGGGCUCUCACUGUACCCGAACUCACCCAGCAGAUGUUCGACGCUAAGAACAUGAUGGCCGCCUGCGAUCCACGUCACGGCCGUUACCUCACCGUCGCCGCCGUCUUCAGAGGACGCAUGUCCAUGAAGGAAGUCGACGAGCAGAUGCUCAACAUCCAGAACAAGAACAGCUCGUACUUCGUCGAAUGGAUCCCGAACAACGUCAAGACCGCCGUCUGCGACAUCCCGCCGCGCGGUUUGAAGAUGUCCGCCACCUUCAUCGGCAACUCCACCGCCAUCCAGGAGCUCUUCAAGCGCAUCUCCGAGCAGUUCACCGCUAUGUUCAGGCGCAAGGCUUUCUUGCAUUGGUACACCGGCGAGGGCAUGGACGAGAUGGAAUUCACCGAAGCCGAAUCCAACAUGAACGAUCUGGUUUCCGAAUACCAGCAAUACCAGGAGGCCACCGCCGACGAGGACGCCGAAUUCGACGAGGAGCAGGAAGCCGAAGUCGACGAGAACUAAGUUAUUAUUCAACACUCCCCUCGAUAAAUCGAUAAAGAAGAAACAAAACAAAAAAAAAA